UGGCCAUGUGUGGUUGAAUUGUUAGCUAUAUAAUCCUCGAUAGACGAAAUUUAAUAAAAUCCAUUCAUAUAAUGAAUUUUCCCAAUACAAUUCACAUUUAACGUAAUGUUUAAUGUUAAUCGACCCUAACAGUUACCAUAACGACGAGAAAUGUAAUGUCUUAAUACUUAACCUCUAUUCAAAAUUAUAAAAAUUUUAUUGUUGAAAAUGAAUAAUUAUAAAAUAUUAGGAAGGGCCGGUGAAGGCGCAUACGGUUUCGUAUUUAAAGGUGUUGAUUUGAGGACAGCAAAUUUAACGGCACUCAAAAAAAUAAAUGUAAAUCAAGUUGGUUGUCCCAAGUCCGUUAUAAGAGAAAUAUUAGCGUUACGUUUUUUGAGACAUAAAAAUAUUGUGAAGUUACUAGAUUUCAUCUCGUUGAAAACUUGUAUGGUUUUAGUAAUGGAAUAUUUACCGACGACAUUAUACGACAUCUUAAGUAAAAAUGAUUUAGUAUUAUCAUUAGGACAAGUGAAAGCUUACACCAGAAUGCUGUUGAAAGGAGUAAAUUAUAUGCACCAAAAUCAUAUAAUGCACCGAGAUUUAAAACCAGCUAAUUUAUUAUUAAGCAAAAACGGCAUAUUAAAAAUAGGCGAUUUUGGAUUGGCGAGAAUAUAUGAUCACGAAAAACGACGAUUAUAUUCACAUCAAGUUGCGACGAGGUGGUACAGAUCACCGGAGUUGUUAUAUGGAUCAAGAACUUACAAUUUGUCAGUGGAUAUGUGGUCUGUUGGAUGUAUAAUAGCGGAAAUGGUCGAAGGGAAACCGCUAUUUCCGGGAGAAACAGACAUAGAGCAAUUAGCUAUGGUAUUAGGAACUCUAGGAACUCCAAACAAUAAAACAUGGCCGGGCUUGACGCAGUUGCCAGAUUUCAAUAAAAUAUCAUUUACUUAUGCAAAACCUCAACCAUGGACGUCGGUAUUACCAGAAGCAGAUUCGGGGACAAUAGAUUUAAUAAGUAAAAUUUUAAUAUACGAUCAGAACAAAAGAUUGACGGCAAAAGAGGCGCUGAAUGACAGAUACUUCAAACAGUAUCCGUUACCUUGUAAACUAUCCCAAAUGCCGAAAAUAGAUGAAAUCGAAACAAAUGAAUCGCCCUGUGAUUUUUCGGAAUUUGAUAUUUACGAAACGUCGAACGAAGACAGUUUAUAAACUGGAGGCGGUGAUUCAUCUAAAGCAAAAAAUAGUCUUUCAAACUUACGGUUUUAAAAUGGAUUUUGUAUAAAAUUUUUCAAGUUUAAUAUAGUUUACGCCAAACAAAUAAAAAAAACUUUAUAUACUACGGGAAUCCAAUAAUAGCAUUGCCGUGAGCGGAGCUUCCGUAGUACACUUUUCUUAAGCGAGGCGUUAACAAAUCUACGCCGUCUGUGAUAUCGACGUGGCUCGUUCUGUUCGUUUGCAAUGAUUGUUUGUUAACGCUAAUUUGUUCUUUUUUCGUUUUCAUGAUGUUCUGUACGAUCCAGUAUUAUAGAUUUAGUUCGAUAGUUUUUAUGGGGAGAAUAUUUCAAUUAAUGGAGACAUAAAAUUAAGGCAAAUCAUUAUGUGUGCGCUUGCCUAAUCUCUAGGAGCAGCGUAGCUCCGCUAGAGACGACUAGACAUUCGAGAACUGUUCGUUUCGUUGUCCGAGGAAUAACGACUCAACUCCAUACAAAACGUCUCGCCUGGGUCCGUAUAAGUAAGAAAUAGGAGGGGUGAUGUGAUUUUCAUGUUCUAACCUAAUCAAACUCAGACCGACACAAAUUUCAAACGAACUGGAAUACAUGAAGUAAAAUAAAAGUCAAGAUGAUAGCACUUCAAAAUGUCAUUGGCAGGACCUUUCGUAAUAACAAAAAAAAACAGUUUCAGCAGACAGUUGCUACAAAAAUAAUUGUAGAGUCAGGAUUCUUUAACAAGCGGGUGUCCUGAACAGUAUGGUUAUAAAAAAAGGUGACUUGGAAUUCUCUGAAUCAGGCAUCGGACAGUCAGGGGCCGAAGGAUUAUUGUUUUAUUGAGGAAUUUGUUCGGCAAAACGGUAUAAAAAAUGUGCGGGUAUUACAUGUCUACCUAUUUCUAAAUGCGAAGGUAUGUGGCGUGAUCGCCACUUGCCUUAGGAUUUUACCAGCUUAAUUCCGUUUUUCAAAAUUGUUUACAUUUGUUUGAAGGUGAACUGAAAAAUUUCCAAUAAACACGAGUAAAGGCAACCACGACUACUAAAGCUUGUUGUUUGGGUUAUUUACCUCGCAGGAAACGAUUAAAUCUAUAAUUAUUUAAUGUAAAUCCAACAGACGUCAAUUUCUAAUGCAAUUCGUAAGCGAAGUGGAAACACAGCACACAUGCUUGGCAUACGAGAAACUAUGUUAGCACUUCCAAUGCGAUUCAAUGCUAAAUUAGAAUUAGAAGUAGUGUUUCUGGAGAAGAAAUUCAUCGUUUUAUUUGGAUCCUUAUUAAAUCAAAAGACGGCUUGAUUAAACUUAACCUCAAAAAACUAGUUCAAAGACACAUGUCUCCACUGUACGCAAAGUCAAAAUGGGCCAAUUUUAUGUGGUAGUCCCACUUUGCACUUCAUUCGAGAAUUACAUUAGGAAUGUACCUUGAGUGAAAAAAGAAUAGGGUAUAGCACCCUUAGCGAAUUCUACUAGCCGCGAAUGAUAGAAUUAAUGUAAGAAUUUAUUUCAGAAUUGUAUUUAGAAUAUAUGUCAAAAUUAAUGUCAGAAAUGAUGUCAUUAUUAAUAUCUGAGUGGAUGUCAGAAUAGAUGUCAAAACCGAUGUCAGAAUUGUAUUUAGAAUUAAUGUCAAAGUUGAUGUCAGAAUAUAUGUCAAAAUUAAUAUCAGAGUUGCUGCCAAAAUUAAUAUCAGAGUUGCUGUCAAAAUUAAUGUCAUAAAUGAUGUCAUUAUUAAUAUCUGAGUGGAUGUCAGAAUAGAUGUCAAAACCGAUGUCAGAAUUUAUUUCAGAAUUGUAUUUAGAAUUAAUGUCAGAAUAUAUGUCAUAGUUGAUGUCAGAAUAUAUGUCAAAAUUAAUAUCAGUUGCUGCCAAAAUUAAUAUCAGAGUUGCUGUCAAAAUUAAUGUCAGAAAUGAUAUCAAUAUUAAUAUUAGAAUGGAUGUGAGAAUGAUGGCAAAACUGACGUCAGAAUUGUAUUUAGAAUAUAUGUCAAAAUUAAUGUCAGAAUGUAUGCCAAAACUGAUAUAAGAAUUUAUUUCAGAAUUGAUGUCAUAAUUUAUUUUAGAGUUGAUGUCAAAAUUAAUGUCAGAAUUUGCUCAAAGAAAGAGGGGAGUCCUGAAUAUUUUUGUAAUUUUAGAUGCAAAAUUCGAAGGUUUGUGUCAGUUUUGUUACCAUUUCAUGGAACUCUUUUAUACGUAUGUGCCUUCACGGACAAUGGACUGGUAACAGUGCUUCGAAGUUUAGCAAUCUGAAUCUCAAUACUUGAAAAGUACUUGGCAAAAAUACGGUACACACAACACAUUACUAUUGGUCGGUUGCAAUCAGAUAGUCAAACAGGAGCGCUGCCAAUUUUAACAAUCAAUUCAACAGAAAAUCUCCGUUCGUUUCGAACCGAUUGGGCGAGAAUCUUUCUUAUGUAAAAAGACAACACAAGAGGGGACGGCUUGACUUGUUGUCAAAUAGGUUAUUUUAACUCUUAUACUUUUGUUAUGGAUUCAAGUUUAGUGAUAACUUUUGAGGGCCUAAUCUGGAAACUAUUUUUUUGGAAUAUGUUUGGUAAUGAGAUCAAUCUACAAAAAUAUAUUUUUUGGUCAAUGCAAGGAUGUGCCAACUCAAUACAGAAGGGGGCACUAAACAGAUAAAUUUUAACGAUUCAUAUUGAAUAUCCACGCUUUUAGAACAAUAUUUUCUUUUAUUCUUAUACUUUUUUGACCAGUUAAUCUAAUUAACUAUUAGAUCAUGUUUUUUACUAUAACUUGUUGAAUAGAAACUUCUUAUAAAUAAAAGUUAACUGUUAAGAAA
Messenger RNA from Diorhabda carinulata, 3977 nucleotides. Its product is annotated as cyclin-dependent kinase 20-like. The record is from RefSeq and is a predicted model, not a curated record. Gene Ontology annotation, biological process: protein phosphorylation. The transcript is spliced from 5 exons. The coding region runs from base 208 to 1188 and encodes 326 amino acids. Gene Ontology annotation, molecular function: cyclin-dependent protein serine/threonine kinase activity; ATP binding. Lineage: Eukaryota; Metazoa; Arthropoda; Insecta; Coleoptera; Chrysomelidae. Gene Ontology annotation, cellular component: nucleus.